Messenger RNA from Rhizoctonia solani, 651 nucleotides. RefSeq names its product copper homeostasis protein CutC. The transcript has 4 exons. Gene Ontology annotation, molecular function: copper ion binding. NCBI's taxonomy places the organism in Eukaryota, Fungi, Basidiomycota, Agaricomycetes, Cantharellales, Ceratobasidiaceae. The record is from RefSeq and is a predicted model, not a curated record. Bases 1 to 651 code for a protein of 216 amino acids.
AUGAUCCGCCCCAGAGUGGGCGAUUUCAUCUUCUCCGCGGAGGAGAUAGAGACGAUGAUAGAGGACGUUUCAAUGUUUCGUACACUGGGUUUACAUGGCGUUGUUAUCGGCGCCCUUCUGCCAAAUGGGCUUGUGGAUCGUAAAACGUGUGGAAUGCUCGCCGCUGCAGCGUUUCCUAUGCAAGUCACCUUCCAUAGAGCGUUCGAUCUGACAGCGGAUCCCAACCAAGCACUGAAAGACAUCGCUAACAUUCCUGGUAUUACACGUAUCCUAACCAGUGGUCAUGCGACUCCCAGAGUUUAUGAACCAGCAUCACUUGAGCGCUUGGCCGAGCUAGUAGCAUCCGCGUUAUCGAGUUCCCAACAGAACAAGGGUCCUCACAAUAUUGCCGAUGCCACGCUGCGGAUUGUUCCAGGCUCAGGUAUCAACCCACAAACUAUCGGGCAAGUAUUCUCUGUCGUUGGCGAGCUGGUAGACGAGUAUCACAUGAGCGGGGGUUCCUGGAUCGACAGGUCUGUUCGCGCCAGUAGGGGAGAAGAGUUUCAAAUGGGGCCACGCGGUCAUGAGCAGGCGGUCUGGAAAACGGAUGCGAAUCAAGUCCGAGGUGUUCUACAAGCGCUUGUCCGGAUGCGAGGAGAUUUGAACGCUUAA